CUGGGGAAAGAAGGUUGGGAAACUUGACAUUGUCGUAAGACUCCCCCCAGCAAAGAAUAAAAAGGGGAAAAAAAUAAUAGACAAGGAAGAGGAGGGAGGAAAACUUGAUUACGGUGGGAAACUUGAUGGAUUUCUGCCCUGCCGACAGCAGCGCGGUGUGAGCAGCCCCUUGCCGGCUGGAUGGAUGAUGGGAAUCUCACCAUGAGGCAGAUAGCUGAUCAGCUUCCCUGGAUUUCGCUGACGCCACAGGAAAGCUUUGCCUGAAGAUGGAAACACUGGAGUCAGAACUGACCUGCCCUAUCUGUCUGGAGCUGUUUGAAGACCCGCUGCUGCUGCCUUGCGCUCACAGCCUCUGCUUCAACUGCGCACACCGCAUCCUGGUCUCCCACUGCGCCACCAACGAGCCAGUAGAGUCUAUCACCGCCUUCCAGUGCCCGACCUGCCGCUAUGUCAUCACCCUCAGCCAGCGCGGUCUAGACGGGCUCAAGCGUAACGUCACCCUGCAGAACAUCAUCGACAGGUUUCAGAAAGCCUCGGUCAGCGGGCCCAACUCCCCCAGCGAGACCCGCCGGGAGCGGGCAUUUGAUAACAACAGCAUGUCGUCCUGCGAGAAGGUCCUCUGCCAGUUCUGCGACCAAGACCCUGCCCAGGAGGCAGUGAAAACCUGUGUUACCUGCGAGGUGUCCUACUGUGAGGAGUGCCUGAAAGCCACUCACCCCAAUAAGAAGCCGUUCACUGGCCACCGUCUCAUUGAGCCCAUCCCGGACUCCCACAUCAGGGGAUUAAUGUGCUUGGAGCAUGAGGAUGAGAAAGUUAACAUGUACUGCGUGACUGAUGACCAGUUAAUUUGUGCCUUGUGUAAACUGGUCGGGCGACACCGUGACCAUCAGGUGGCAGCUUUAAGUGACCGUUAUGACAAGCUAAAGGUCAGUGCUACCUAUCAGCUUUCCUAG
This is a messenger RNA of Pipra filicauda (Wire-tailed manakin), 953 nucleotides long. RefSeq names its product E3 ubiquitin-protein ligase Midline-1. The transcript has 2 exons. The coding region runs from base 267 to 953 and encodes 228 amino acids. Gene Ontology annotation, molecular function: zinc ion binding. NCBI's taxonomy places the organism in Eukaryota, Metazoa, Chordata, Aves, Passeriformes, Pipridae. The record is from RefSeq and is a predicted model, not a curated record.